Molecule: messenger RNA, 3104 nt
Organism: Vicugna pacos (alpaca)
Lineage: Eukaryota; Metazoa; Chordata; Mammalia; Artiodactyla; Camelidae
Gene: TLCD2
Product: TLC domain containing 2
Biological process (GO): membrane assembly; plasma membrane organization; regulation of membrane lipid distribution
Cellular component (GO): plasma membrane
Source: RefSeq, a predicted model, not a curated record
CCUGGAAAAGUUAAAGCCGAUUCCAAAGGCGCGGCGGGCGGGGGAGCCCAGGGACCCAGCCUUGGCCGGAAGCCCGUUCACAGUCCCCGCAGGGGGCGUUGGCUGAGAGCUCAGGGGCCCCAGGGACCCAUCGGGACCUAGCCCUCCCGCCAGGCCAUGGAGCCCUCCGGGCUCCUCGUGACCGGCGCCUCCUUCGCCGCCUUCCGGGGGCUGCACUGGGGGCUACAGUUGCUGCCCACGCCGGGAUCUGCUGCCCAGGACCGUUGGAAGUGGCGGAACAUCUGUGUCUCCCUGGUGCACAGCCUGCUGACGGGGGCCGGGGCGCUGCUCGGGCUGUCACUGUACCCUCAGAUGGCCGCGGACCCAAUUCAUGGCCACCCACCCUGGGCCCUGGCGCUGGUGGCUGUAUCUGUGGGUUAUUUCCUGGCUGAUGGAGCAGACAUGCUGUGGAACCAGACAUUGGGUCAGGCCUGGGAACUUCUCUGUCACCAUUUGGUGGUAGUGAGCUGCCUCAGCACUGCCAUUCUGUCUGGCCACUACGUGGGCUUCUCUGUGGUGUCUUUGCUCCUGGAGCUGAACUCCACCUGCCUGCACCUACGAAAGCUGCUGCUGCUUUCUCACCAGGCCCCAUCCCUGGCCUUCAGCGUGACUAGCUGGGCCACUCUGGCUACCCUAGCUGUCUUCCGCCUGGUACCACUGGGGUGGAUGAGUCUGUGGCUAAUCCGGCAACACCGCCAGGUGCCUCUUGCUCUGGUCAUCCUUGGUGGAACUGGACUGGUGACUGUGGGUGCCAUGAGCAUCACACUGGGUGUCCGCAUCCUAGUCAGUGAUGUCCUGAGAUCUCGGCCCCACCCACCCAUCCCUGGACACAAGGAAACCAGAGGCACCAGGACAUGUUGUGAUGGUGAGCCUGUCACCAGGGUUGAUUCCACUCUCAGCCUGAGAGACUGAAGAGGAGCCUCAGGCUCCUCUUCUGCCAGCCCUGGGGGAGGUAGGACCAGGACAGGAGAUGGUUGUCUUCAGUGCACAGUCUCCCAGGGGUAAGAACUGGGCCAGAUCUUCAGUUAUCUCAGUUCCUCUUCCAGGUAACUCAGUCCCUCCCCCAUUCCUAGGAUCUGAGAAGAACUAAUAUUCAUGGAUGGUUGGGAACUUGUUAUUUGGGAACUUGCUAUUGUUAACAGAAUCCCAUCACCAGAUGACUGCCCUUUCCAGCACACUAACUUAAGAGGUAAAGCCUGUGCUACCAAUAAAGGGUGGUAGGAGGCAGGAAGCUGAUGAAACUGCCAGUGGGAACAGAAACUCUUUGCUUUAGCACAGGAACAGAUGAGGAAAGAUGAAGUCACUAGGAUCAGAGAGCUCUGGUAAGGAAGGGGUGGGACCAGAGGGAAGAGCGACCUCACCUAUAACCAAAUUUUGGCAGUUGGCAGAGGACACAGCAGGUUCUAUGUAUAGCUAGUAGGGAUGGACAUAACAGUUGCCGAGAGACAGAGGAAAUCGGACCACAACAAUUGCUGGUGAUAUUUUUGGUUCUCAAAGCCAUACUAUUCUGUUUGUACUUAACCCUAGUCCUACUGUGUGCAACAUCUUCCCUUUAAACAUUUUUAGUGUCUUCUGAUGUUUUCAAAGGAAAUACAGAUUCUUAGAGGAAUGAGCACAGGGCUAGGUCUGUUUUCUCAGAACUGUAAUGAAGUCCAGAGCCAUAGCAGGAACUCAACCACCCAAUCUGGGUGCCUGGAGUAGGGUCUUCCCAGACCCAGACAUUAAUGGAAGAAUGAAGGUAGAGGCAGAAGGAGAUGAAGAAAGGCUUCCACUUGGCUGCAGAGGAAUUAAGGAAUAUUUGACUCUCUUCUGGGAUUUAUCGCAAGUUCCCCUUUCUCCUCUGCUGCUUCUAUUGUUUGUGUGUGUGUGUGUGUGUGUGUGUCACACAAGACCCCUUCCUUCUUCAGGCAGAACUUCCAGAUUAUGGGAAGUGUAAACAGAUUAAGGCUGCUAUUCUAUUAAACAAUGGACAGAAAUCAGUAACCUUUAAUCAUCCACAGAAAAGAUACCUGAGCAAAAGCAAAAGACAGGAAGAUGAAAGCAAAAAAUCCUGUCAAAAAGCUGAGCUAGAGGGGGAGGAGGGUAUAGUUCAGUGGUAGAGUGCAUGCCUAGCAUGCAUGAGGUCCUGGGUUCAAUCCCCAGUAUCUCCGUUAAGUAAAAAAUAAAUAAAUAAACCUCCUCCCAACAAAAAUUAAAAAUAAAAAAAGAUAAAAUUUUAAAAAAGCUGAGCUAGAGAAAGACAAAAGGAAUGAGAGAUGCAGACAUAUAGGUUGAAGGACAGAUAAAAAGAAAGAUUUGUUGCAUAGAAGAGACAUAGAUGAAGAAAGAUGGAGGGCAAGACAGAAUCCUGGGCAGAAAUAUCAGGAAAAUCUGUUAUCAACACUGAGAAGAACAAAAAUCGUCUAGAAUUGGCUAAAUGGUCAUAAACAUGGAGGACAAGAAAAAUAGAAAUAGAGGCUGACAGGAAGGGACUCCAAAGGUGACAGGUACAGACAGUCUAGACAGUGGAAGCGUGUGAGUGAAUGACUAGGAGAAACCACCAGACUUGAGAGAGAGACAGAGGUAAUAGUGGCUGAUAGAUUAGCAGACCAGAGGAGAGAGAGGGGAAAUAGAGACAAGGGGGAUUAGUCAGGGGAGCUGAGAAGCAGAAGGACAGAAGGUGGAGGAGGCAGUCAAUAGAAAGAUUCAUUGACAGAAGAAGCAGGCAAUAUGUUGAGUUGGAGGCAGAAAGACAAAGGACAAACGGUCUCAGUGCAAAACACAGAGACAGGGGCUGACAGGAACUGAGAGUCAGAGACUGGUAGAAAGAUGAGGAGAAGUAAGAAUCAGGGAUGUGAAUUGACACAGAAGAAUAAGGGACUGAAGAGAAUCACAGAGAGAAACAAAGGGGCAGGGGGAAGGGCAGAACGAUGAAAUCAACAUCCAGAGGAAGGAACAGGGAGAAGACAGGAACACAGAGAUGGAGAGAGGACAAACCGCCAUAGAGCUGGGGGGGAAUGAGAGAGAGGCAUUGUGGGAUAUCCCCAUCAGAGAGUCGUUAAAACCAAGACACUAAGCAGGAAAAA